AUGGCAACUUUUAAGACUCUAAUGAAAUUACCUUAAGCUAAACUAGCUUCUAAAUGUAUUGCAUUAGAAGAGUUAUUAUAACGAUAUUAUUAAUUUGAAGAGGUUCAUUAUGAUUUGCAAAAUAAAUAUUAAUUACUUUAAGCUAAAUUCGAGAGAUUACACUAAUAAAAUAUAUAAUUAAUGCAAAAUAUUUAGAAUGAAAGAGAAUGUAUGUCAUAAGCAAGUGCUAAAAAAAUGAAUUCUUCAAAAAAUUGUUAAUCAAGAAUUUAUAAAGAUCCAUUAGAAGAAUUCGAGACUUAGUAAUUUAUGGAAGAAUUAAAGAAUGAAAAUUAAAAAAUAAAGGAAGAACUUUAUUUUAAUAAGGAAGAAUUAAAUAGAUUAUAGUCAAAGUAUUGUAUAUUUAUAUAUCAAGGUUUGAAUAAACAUAAACAGAACUGCUUAGAUCUGCAUCAAUUAGAACAGCUUCUGAUUCCAAAUUGAAUUCAAUUGAUGAGAAAAAUUCAGAUUUUAUAUAAUCAUAUAAAAACGAAAUUAUGAGAUUAAAUAAAAUUGUAAGAAUAUCAUUAAUAUUAGGUAUCUUCAUUAAGAAUUGAAAUAUCUCGAUAUAAAACAAGAGAAUUUGAUGAAGAUUGGUUAAAAACCUAAUUAAUAAAAUACUAAAAGCAAUCUUAGAUGUCAACCUAUUAAAAUUUCUUAGAUCACAUUGAAAACUGA
Paramecium sonneborni is the source of this 714-nucleotide messenger RNA. The record is from the annotation of a GenBank genome assembly. NCBI's taxonomy places the organism in Eukaryota, Ciliophora, Oligohymenophorea, Peniculida, Parameciidae.